Messenger RNA from Brassica napus (rape), 3449 nucleotides. Its product is annotated as dnaJ homolog subfamily C member 2. The record is from RefSeq and is a predicted model, not a curated record. Bases 662 to 2542 code for a protein of 626 amino acids. Gene Ontology annotation, cellular component: cytosol. Lineage: Eukaryota; Viridiplantae; Streptophyta; Magnoliopsida; Brassicales; Brassicaceae. Gene Ontology annotation, molecular function: ribosome binding; Hsp70 protein binding. Gene Ontology annotation, biological process: 'de novo' cotranslational protein folding; regulation of translational fidelity. The transcript has a single exon.
AAUUAUAAAUGCUUAACUCAUCGAAAAUUUAUUACAAAAUUCUACUAGAAUAAAGAUUGUAAAAUAUGUUCAAAUAAAGAUUGUAAAAUAUGUUUUUUAGAACCAAGAAUUAAAGAUUGUUAAAUAUGUUAACCUCUCCACAGAAGUCUCUCUCAUCCAGAAUUCUAUACCUCUGUUAGCUCUUGACUUGUAUCACAAGCCAAAAGCAAGUGAACUCUUCCUUGUGUAUCACGUAACUAGACCCAUGCUCUUUAUUGAAUCCCAUCUCUCAUCAUUACCCAUAUUCUCCAGAAUCCUUUUUUCUUAUUAUAUACGAGUCUGUAUAUAUAUGCUUGAUAUCAAUACAUAGUGGUCAAUGUUCACCGGUUCAACAGGCGUUGAGUCUAUAAACUCCAUAGCAUCAUCAUCUAGGUCGACCAGCUCUUAUAUCAAAGACGCAAGCCUAGUGUCCAGGACCAGAUUGCUAGGCCCAAAUAAUUGGAUAAAUGGUCCUAGGCCAAAAGUAUUUAUAAGCUGGCAAAAUCAAAAGAAUAGACUUAUUCGGAUAACCAAACCGGUUAAUAAUCUGAUAAGUUUAGCUUUGUCUACUAUAUGUAGAUGAACCCUAAGUUAAACAUUCUUUCUGUAAUCUUUGUGACAUAAACAAGCGUGGAUACUCAUAAUGCCGAGGGGGAGAAGUGACUCUGCCAUUAAGCUAAUUACAUACUCCGAGGAGCUUGUGGAUGGAAAACCAUUCUACGCUUUUUCCAAUUCUCGUCCUGUGAAGGCUUUGAACCGCGAACCUGCUGGUCACGCCUUUCAUUCUGCUGCUCUCAAACUCCAUGGCUUUGCAGAGAAGCCUACUGAUGGUGAAGGUAGCCAUAAGAAAGUUGGUGAUGAUGAUAAAGAUGAGGAGUAUGUUUUUCCUUCAUUCAACCCCUAUGCCAACAACAAAGGGAGGAAGAAGAAGAAGAAGCCUGGUGGUACACAGCAACAACAAGACCACCAACAAGACCACUACGCGUUGUUGGGAUUGAGAAACUUGAGGUAUCUCGCAACAGAAGAUCAGAUAAAGAAAAGCUACCGUGAAGCCGCAUUGAAGCAUCAUCCUGACAAACAACACGCUGCUCUCCUUCUGGCAGAGGAGACGGAAGAAGCCAUGGAGGCCAAGAAAGAUGAGAUAGGUUCUCGCUUCAGAGCGAUUCAAGAAGCUUACGAGGUGCUGAUGGAUCCAACCAAGAGGAAAAUCUUUGACUCCACUGAUGAGUUUGACGACGAGGAUUGCUCGCCAGAAGAGUUUUUCAAGGUGUUUGGUCCAGCCUUUAAGAGAAUUGCUAAGCUGUCGGCGACAGCGAGUCAGCGUGUGCCGGAUUUAGGAGAUGAGAACACAAAGCUCAAAGACGUUGAGAAGUUCUACAGCUUCUGGUACGGUUUCAAGAGUUUGAGAGAGUUUCCUAACGGAGGAAAGCAUGAUCUUGAGAAGGCAGAUUCGCGCCAGGAGCGGAGGUGGAUGGAGAGAGAGAAUGCCAAAAAAACCGCAAAGGCUAGGAAGGAGGACGACGUUCGAAUCCGGAAUCUAGUGGACAAUGCGUAUAGAAUAGACCCGAGGAUCACGAAAAGAGAAGAGGAAGAAAAGGCCAAGAAGCAACGGAAGAAAGAAGCUAAGGUUAUGGCUGAGAAGAAGCGGGAAGAGGAGGCCGCCGAGAAAGAGAAGAUGAGGAAAGAAGAAGCAAAAGAAUCCGCCGAAAAACUAAAGAAAGAUAAGGAGAAAGAGAGGAAACUCUUACUCAAAGAGCGUAACCGUCUUAGAACUAUCUCAGCUCAUGUCCUGGCUCAGUGUCUCGUCUCCAAGGAAGAUGUGGAGAAUCUAUGCAUGUCACUAAACAUCCAGCAGCUGCAGAAUCUAAAUGAUACAAUGGAAAACAAACAAGGGGUAGAAUUGGCAAAUGUGAUUAAAGAUCACGAAGCCAACUCUAAAGAGAAAGAAAGUGAGAAAGCCAACUCUAAAGAGAAAGAAAGUGAGAAAGCCAACUGUGUUGACGCAGAGCCUACUAAAUUAGAUAACACUAAGAAGAAGCAACCAUGGAGCAAAGAAGAGAUUGAUAAGCUAAGAAAAGGAAUAAUAAAAUACCCAAAGGGGAUAUCUCGGAGAUGGGAGGUUAUAUUAGAUUACAUUGGUACAGGGAGAACCGUGGAGGAGAUUCUUAAAGCAACUAAGACCGUUCUUCUCCAAAAACCAGAUUCUGCCAAGGCGUUUGACACAUUCCUGGAGAAAAGGAAACCUACAGUUUCAAUCGCGUCACCUCUCUCCACAAGGGAGGAGGAGCUUGGAGAAUCUCUACCAAUGGGAAACAAUGGUGAAGCAAGUGGGAGUUCAGACGCAGAUGGUUGGUCGAGUGUGCAAGAAAGAGCUUUGGUUCAAGCUUUGAAGACGUUUACUAAAGAGACGAGCCAAAGAUGGGAGAGAGUAGCUGCAGCUGUUCCAGGGAAAACGAUGGUUCAAUGCAAGAAGAAGUUUGCUGAGCUUAAGGAACUCAUCAGAAGCAAGAAAACUGGAGUCUAAAGGGGAAGAAAAAAAAUUGGAGAAAUUUGGGGUUUUAAUAUUUUCGAGUUCUUUAUGUAUUGAGUCACUAGUAUAUAUCAUUAUAUGUUUUACCUAAUCUAACGUCCAUAAAUCUUCUCUCAACUAUAACAAACCGUAAAUAAGUAGCGAGAAAAAUACAGAAAGAUUAAGUUGUGAUGUUGUUCAUUUUUAUUACAAGGACCAAAGAGGAAGCAUGUAAGUCCAUGGGAUAGACCCAACGCCUCCUUGUGCUUGACCUAAUGAUGACCCAACAGUCACGUAACUAUUUCCAAUGUCUUGACCACCAAGAAGAAGCGUAAGGGCAUCACUCAUGCUGCUCUAGGUAAACAAGCUGGUAUCAAUCAUCCCAACAUACGACAUCAGAAUCUGUGACCACGGGAAUAAAAAUCACAACUACAAUGAUGCAAUGUUUCAAUAUGUUUGCUUCAAAUUAAUGUAUGAUUUCUGAUUGCGAGAGAAUCCGCUUUAUGCAAUUCAUCUGCCAUCCAUGUUACUUGUGUGACUAAGAGCUAGACUUGUAGAUGCAUAUAUAAAGCAAGAAGUCUCUCUUCAAGCUCCAAAACAGGAUUUAGAAAAUUGUGAUUAAUUAUUUCAUCAAGUAAGACUUCACACCACAUGUAUGCUGAAUAUUUUAACAUCUUAACUUAUCCGAGACAUUUGAAUAUCUUUUCUAGACUAGAUCGAACAUUGGAUUUCGUUUUUUUUACAACUUCCGAUACAAUUUGAUACUAGAUCUUUGACCCGCAGGUUUUUGUUUUUAUUUAUUUUUAUAUAAAUAUUUUAUUUUCAAUUCUAAAUUGGUAUAUAUUUAUAAUAUAUAUGUGUCUAUCAAUUUUUAAAACAUAAUAAAUUUACGAUAUAUUUUUUCAUUGAAUAGAUUGUUUUA